Molecule: messenger RNA, 1839 nt
Organism: Fragaria vesca subsp. vesca
Lineage: Eukaryota; Viridiplantae; Streptophyta; Magnoliopsida; Rosales; Rosaceae
Product: ceramide kinase-like
Exons: 12
Coding region: 1-1839 (612 amino acids)
Molecular function (GO): kinase activity
Source: RefSeq, a predicted model, not a curated record
AUGGAACGAGACGAUGUAGAUGGCUCUCUCCCACAUUCACAGCUUGAUUCCCAACCCUCCAUUCUGAGCUGCACGCUUUCAUUGGACCACGUUGGCCAAGUUUGCCUCAACUUCAACUCUGAUGGGUUGUCUUGGACAUUGCUUGAGCCAUUGGACAAUGAUGACUCAACUUGUUUGUGCAUCAAAUUUGCUUCGAAGGUUGCAACGACCGAUAUCAAGUUUUCAGAUGUGUAUGCUGUUGAGCUGAUCGGCUAUGGUGUGAUUCACGGACCAAAUGUCUCGAAUGCUCGAAGAUGCCUCAAGGGUCAUCGUGAACAUGACUCUGAGAGCUACCGCUUUACAGUGCAUGGUUUCCAGAGCUCAAAGACUCUUCCGUCAGUUCAUGUCCUUGCUACAUAUACAUUUGGUCAUAAGGAUCUCCACAUUUGUCAGAUGUGGGUCCAUCAAAUCAAUGCUUCUCUGGACUUACAGCAGGGGAGGCCAAAGAAUCUUCUGGUUUUUGUUCAUCCAAUGAGUGGGAAGGGAAAUGGCUGCAAAACUUGGGACAGUGUGAGUCCUAUUUUCUCCCGCGCUAAAGUGAAAACAAAGGUGAUUGUGACCGAAAGGGCAGGGCAUGCCUAUGAUAUGAUGGCAACUAUAGGAAAUAAGGAACUUAUUUCAUAUGAUGGAGUUAUAGCUGUUGGUGGUGAUGGUUUUUUCAACGAAAUUCUUAAUGGAUUUCUUUCUUCACGGCAUAAAGCUCCAUAUCCUCCAACUCCUUCAGAUUUCCUUGAUUCUGCUAGUUGUAAUGAGAGUCUCAUUGUGAAUGAUCCAGAUCCAAGUGACACCAUUAUUGAAGCUUCUUCUCAGAACAAUGAACAAUCUCCUCUCCUCUUAAGUUCAAGUGAUAAUGGCUCAGGAGUCUCAAAUAUCACUGAUCAAGAGCCUGAGUUCUCCUUCCCCAGUGAACAUUUAAGAUUUGGACUCAUUCCUGCUGGCUCAACUGAUGCCAUUGUGAUGUGUACAACAGGAGCUCGAGAUCCUAUAACAUCUGUGUUUCACAUUGUCCUUGGUAAAAGAGUGUGGCUUGAUGUAGCCCAAGUUGUGAGGUGGAAAACAGAAACUACAUCAAAGGUUGAACCUUAUGUACGCUAUGCGGCUUCUUUUGCUGGGUAUGGAUUUUAUGGAGAUGUCAUUACAGAGAGUGAAAAGUACCGUUGGAUGGGACCUAAAAGAUACGAUUAUGCAGGAACAAGGGUGUUUUUGAAGCACAGGUCCUAUCAAGCCGAAAUAGCAUAUAUAGAUGUAAAAUCAGAAGAAAUAAAUUCGACUUCUGAGAAAGGUAAUGUUGGUGGUCGCAAGCGACCAUUUUGGAGCUCUAAUAAAUCUGAAAAAGUGAUAUGCCGUGCCAACUGCAAAGUUUGUUGCUCCAAGCCUACUCACAGGUCCCCAGAUGAUUCUCGUAUGACCCCUUACUCACAAGCAGGAGAGACUAAAUGGUCUAGUUCCAAGGGAAAGUUUCUCAGUGUUGGUGCUGCUGUAAUUUCUAAUAGAAAUGAAAAGGCACCUGAUGGUUUGGUGGCUGAUGCACAUCUUUCAGAUGGUUUUCUCCAUCUCAUAUUGAUCAAAGACUGUUCUCAUGCUCUCUAUCUUUGGCAUCUUACACAGCUUGCCAAGAAAGGAGGAAAUCCUUUUGAUUUCAAGUUUGUGGAACACCACAAGACCCCUGCUUUCACAUUUACUUCUUCUGGCAAUGAGAGUGUUUGGAAUUUGGAUGGCGAAGCAUUUCAAGCACACCAACUAUCAGCACAAGUAUUCCGUGGUCUUAUCAGCUUGUUCGCCACCGGUCCAGAAGUUUGA